AUGAGUUCAUUGUAUUAUGCGAAUGCUUUAUUUUCUAAAUAUCCAGCCGCAAGUUCGGUUUUCGCUACCGGAGCCUUCCCAGAACAAACUUCUUGUGCGUUUGCUUCCAACCCCCAGCGCCCGGGCUAUGGAGCGGGUUCGGGCGCUUCCUUCGCCGCCUCGAUGCAGGGCUUGUACCCCGGCGGGGGGGGCAUGGCGGGCCAGAGCGCGGCCGGCGUCUACGCGGCCGGCUACGGGCUCGAGCCGAGUUCCUUCAACAUGCACUGCGCGCCCUUUGAGCAGAACCUCUCCGGGGUGUGUCCCGGCGACUCCGCCAAGGCGCCGGGCGCCAAGGAGCAGAGGGACUCGGACUUGGCGGCCGAGACUAACUUCCGGAUCUACCCCUGGAUGCGAAGCUCAGGGACAGACCGUAAGCGCGGCCGCCAGACCUACACCCGCUACCAGACCCUGGAGCUGGAGAAGGAGUUUCACUACAACCGCUACCUGACCCGGCGGCGGCGCAUCGAGAUCGCGCACGCGCUCUGCCUCACGGAACGACAGAUCAAGAUCUGGUUCCAGAACCGGCGCAUGAAGUGGAAAAAAGAGAACAAGACCGCGGGUCCUGGGACCACCGGCCAGGACAAGGCGGAAGCAGAGGAGGAAGAGGAAGAGUGA
Cynocephalus volans (Philippine flying lemur) is the source of this 654-nucleotide messenger RNA. It is a transcript of the gene HOXB7, whose product is annotated as homeobox B7. Lineage: Eukaryota; Metazoa; Chordata; Mammalia; Dermoptera; Cynocephalidae. The record is from RefSeq and is a predicted model, not a curated record. The coding region runs from base 1 to 654 and encodes 217 amino acids. Gene Ontology annotation, molecular function: DNA-binding transcription factor activity, RNA polymerase II-specific; RNA polymerase II transcription regulatory region sequence-specific DNA binding. Gene Ontology annotation, cellular component: nucleus. Gene Ontology annotation, biological process: regulation of transcription by RNA polymerase II. The transcript has 2 exons.